AUGGAUGCCUCUGGCAUCUCUGCCUCGUGGACAGACCUGCUCGCUCAAAGUCCGUCCUCGCCAGGCAGCAGCUCGCGCGUAGCGCUUAGCGAAGUCGCUGCCCUCUGUCUAGCGCUGGAGGCCCCAAAGUGCUAUGCCGUGUACCGGCCAAGCAAUUUGGCCAGCGGUGUCAGCCGCCACACCUCGCCAGCGCCUGCGCUCGCAACCCCACAACACUUUCUCCAGCUUCUUACCCGCUUGCGUGAAGCACUCGGCACGUCUUCGGAAGCCGCGCGCAUUGCUGAAGUACUGGUGGACCUGCUCAACAAACCUCCUCACCCACACCAGCCCGGGCCAUGGGACCUUACUCAGAACGAGGUGCGCACUGUCAAAGCCACUGCUAUCCAGCAUGUAAUGGACACCAUACAAGGGGGCGGCGAUGCACUAGCGUGGCUAACGCGCCUCCUCCGACUGACAGACACAUGCGCGGGAGACGGAGAGGCAACAGAGUCGGAGGUGCCGCUGUUGUCGACAGCGCUCCAAGAGCGCUACAGUUUGCACGGAGGGUCGCCUACCCGCCGGGUGCACUGCGGCGACGCUGACGGUGAGUGGCUUCUCACACGCUCUCCGGUGGUACUCGCGGCGAUUGCAGCUGCGAUGCUACGCAGCACAACGAAGGGGAUGAAGGCGCACGCGCUGGAACUUUUGGAGGCUGCCACCAUUACGCGCCUUUCGUGGACGUCUCUCUCACCUGGCAAGGCGGUCGCGGGCUCCUCUUACUGCAGCGACAUGCAGCACGGAGCACCAAAGGCGUUGUUUGAUGAAAUGGUGGCGGUGCGUUGUGCUGAAGCUGCCGCCGUGCAAGGGGACGCAGAGACCGUGACGCGUCUCAUCUUUCUCCUGUACCGCGCGCGUGGUGCGCUGGGGUUCGCCACGUUGGCCGAGCACCGAGAGCGACGGCGCAGCGGCCGCGGCAGUGAGGGCACGUGGCGAAGGACAAGCAGUGGUCUUCCACCUCGCACCUCGUCUUGGUUCAGCGCGCGGUGGUGGUGCAGGGACGACGGCGCCAUGGUGAAGAGGCCUGCGUUGGUGGAAGAAGAUGCCGCAGACAUGCGUUUUGAGCUGGCUGUGGUGCGUCUGCUGAAGAGCGCCAUGCAGGCUCUCCUGUACCAUCCCCAGCGCACGAGCGACACCGUCAUCUGCACGGUGGAAGAGGCGCUCUCAUUGUGGGAUGGAUUGAGGGGUGCCAUCAGCUGGCCUGGCAUCGCUGCAAUCGGUGCAGAGCUGCUGCGCUACCUCGCCGACCAGCACGCACGGUUGUCCGUGGCGGCAGACGCGGGUAACGGCGGCGCCGCCUCGGACGAUGUGCACGUCCAGCGGGCAUCGCUGCGAGUAUAUGGCCACCUCUGCCGUGCCGCACCGGUGCGUCAGCGCACGACAGCCCAGCGUGACGAGCUGAACCACUUCACCUCGCUGAUGCUGCGCAUAUUCUCCGCCGAGCUUGUUGUGAUCGGAAGUGCUGGUAUGCUAGUCCCAGUGGCCGCGAGCACCACCGCGGCGGAGCAGAUUUUGAGGCUCUUCGCCAACCUCUCAGGGCCUCGAGUACAAGAGCUCGCGCUGCCCUACGCGCUCGCUGCGUCCCUCGUCAUCUUCGCGGCGGCCGCAACGCAGAAAGGCUAUAGCGUUCCGCCGUCUCUCCUUGCCCCUCUCGCCGCGUACUUUUCUGAGACCCAGUCGCUGCACUACUACUGCGUGGCUGCGACAUCGGCAGGGGUGCCGGCACACGUUGCGGUGAGUGGCAGCCUGGUACUUCUCCACUUGUUGCUUUGGUCAAGCGUGCCGGAGGGUGAGUGGGCACGUGGCGACGGGGAGCUGUGGCCGCUGUUGCAGCGGAUGCAGAAGGUCAAAGAAACCGGUCAAGGUGCAGACGCCGUCGCCGCUGUACCGGCCACCGCAGCUGCGCACCGCGUCACGGCGUGGCUGAGGGUUUCUGGAGAUCAGCAGCGGUCACUUCUAUGGCUUUUGCUGCUCUCCGCUAAGCAGCGUGACACGUCGUGGUGCAGUGCGGUGGCGAACGCAUUUUCCAGCCCCGCCUCCUCCACCGUCGUCAACUGCGCCGUCAGCUCUGUCUACGCUCAGCUGCCGCAGGCAGAGCUAAAGAGCGUAGUGGAGCUUCUCUACGCGUGCGGCAACAACGACGACCCGGCACAGGCCAGUCAGACGCUAGAUCGUGUGGUAAGCGCGUCCUUGCAACUCCCAAUUCGUACCCUCACCUUGGAAACCCUUGACGCGCAGCUGCAGCGAUUCUCCGCAGGACGCCAAGCCACCUCGGUGCUGGUGUUGGGAACUGCUUCCAUACGGGCGCUCGCCGAACGCUGCGCCACAACUUCGAGGAAAGAUGCUGAUGACGAGUUGACCGUGGAGGAUUUUCUGCGUGUGUUGCAGCCGCUGCUUGUUGGGCCAACAGCAGCGCUUCCCCUGCGCUUUACGGUGGUGGUGCUCACUCCGGCUUCUCUUGUAGAACUGCAGCGCAUGUACACAGGUGCGGACGACGCCCCACGGCAGGCCUCCGCAUUCGUGCGUGCCCUGCACGACGCCCUCGUGAGCAGGGCGACGCCUAGCGCCUACCAAGUUCACGCCGCAUCCUCCUGGCCUCUCCUUCCGUUCUUAGCGCUUGCUCUCCGAGAGCAGAAGGAGUUGCGGUGUGUGGACGGGUUGCGAGAGGCUACAGCAGUGGCGCGGCAUUUGGAGCACACGCUCCCAAAGGAGUCGCGACCGCUGGUGUGCCUGUGGGUCGAAAGGGAGGCACUUUUUGAUUCGCCCCACACCCUUUCCGCCAAGGCUAAUGUGCUGCGCCACUAUGGCGUGCGUGAAGUCAGCACCCACCGUGCUCAUGUGGAGAAAGCAAAGCGGGACAUCUUCUCGCUUGUGCGCAACGGCCCUGCAGGCACGGUGCAUCCCACUGGUGCGCAGGUGACCGGAGAAGCUGCCCUCGCCGAAGCGAAGGCGGCUCGUCGGACGCGCCACCACUCGCUCUUGAGUGCCGUUUCAGAGAGGAGCAGACGCCAGCGCAGUGCGUAA
Molecule: messenger RNA, 3060 nt
Organism: Leishmania mexicana MHOM/GT/2001/U1103
Lineage: Eukaryota; Euglenozoa; Kinetoplastea; Trypanosomatida; Trypanosomatidae
Exons: 1
Coding region: 1-3060 (1019 amino acids)
Biological process (GO): amine metabolic process
Molecular function (GO): copper ion binding; quinone binding; primary methylamine oxidase activity
Source: RefSeq, a predicted model, not a curated record